AUGUUUCUCAUUUUACUUCGUAAAAUCAUCAACUGCAAACACAAAUACAAGUAUCUUAUCAAAGCAUUUGUCCUGUUCCUCACUAUUGUCUAUAACGUGGGAUUGGUACACUUCUUAUUCCGCACUACUUCGUUGGAUGAUUCUCCCGAAAUGAAUCAUGUCGAUUACGUUGCUCAUGUCAUUGUCAUGCCCAUAGUCUUAUCCAUAGGAAUGAUUAAUCAGUGCCUCAAUGUAUGUACACUAUUGCAUAUCAAAACGAGUAUAUUCUUAUACUUGAAAGCAUCCGCAAUAGCAGAUAUUCUGAGUAUCAUUGCAUUUAUCCCAUUUCUUCUCCGUCAUGCGAAGCUUAUCGACCCAUCUUGGCAACUUGGAAUGUUUUAUCACGCUCAUCUGGAGCUCCCAUUAAUCAAUGGUCUGAUUUCAGCAAGCGCCUUGAAUAUUGUUGCAAUGACAGUGGACAGAUAUGUAUCUGUCUGUCAUCCUAUCAAAUUCUUCCAAAAUAACGAAACAAAACCUUCCCGUCGACGCACAAUGCUGAUUAUAAUCAUGAUUUAUUUUAUCGCAUUGCUGAUCUAUUUUCCAUCGGUAUUCCAAAAGAAACUGGGAGUCGUGUCUGAUGCCUUAACCAAUAUAACAACAUAUACAAUUGUCCGUAAUGAAGAAGUGGAAGCUCUCCGUGUAUUCCGAUGCUAUAUUAUUUUCCGAGAAACUGUGUGUCGUUGGGGUCCAGUACUUCUCCUUGUCAUUCUCAACAUGUGUGUUGUCCGAGGUCUUCGUAAAAUCGACAAGCGUAACUGGUUUUGGAGACAACCGUCACAAAACAGCCGAAAUGAAUCCAGUGCUCAACGUCAACUUCGUUCACCGCGCGAUGAUCGAAGUCGUAUUUCCGUUCUCCUCUUCGUAACGUCUGCUACUUUCAUUUUUUGCAAUAUCCCAGCUUCUGUGAUUUCUUUCUUUGUUGGUCGCGUCAACGGAUCACUUUUUUGGCAAAUAUUCCGUGCAAUUGCCAAUCUUCUUCAAGUUACCAGAGACGAAUUCUACUUUUACAGUUAUCUCUACAACUUCUAUCUAUACGCUUUGUGCUCUUCUGAGUAUCGGCAUGCAUUCCUCCGGCUAUUUGGAUGUCGAUCAAGUCUCUCUCCAACUUCAACGGGUGAUUCCCCAACAGUUCGUGUCUCUGUUCAUGGAAAACGUUGCCAAGCCGUCGUCCUUCUCGAUAAAGAGCCAAAUGGUUAUCCCGUCGAUGAAGUAUAA
Caenorhabditis remanei is the source of this 1254-nucleotide messenger RNA. RefSeq lists its product as uncharacterized. The coding region runs from base 1 to 1254 and encodes 417 amino acids. Gene Ontology annotation, cellular component: membrane. Gene Ontology annotation, biological process: G protein-coupled receptor signaling pathway. Lineage: Eukaryota; Metazoa; Nematoda; Chromadorea; Rhabditida; Rhabditidae. The transcript is spliced from 9 exons. The record is from RefSeq and is a predicted model, not a curated record. Gene Ontology annotation, molecular function: G protein-coupled receptor activity.